Messenger RNA from Asparagus officinalis (garden asparagus), 897 nucleotides. Its product is annotated as probable aquaporin NIP-type. The record is from RefSeq and is a predicted model, not a curated record. The transcript has 6 exons. Bases 1 to 897 code for a protein of 298 amino acids. Lineage: Eukaryota; Viridiplantae; Streptophyta; Magnoliopsida; Asparagales; Asparagaceae. Gene Ontology annotation, molecular function: channel activity. Gene Ontology annotation, biological process: transmembrane transport. Gene Ontology annotation, cellular component: membrane.
AUGGCAAGAGUUCUUCAUCCUUCACCUGAGAUUUCUGAUAAGACUCCAUCAGCAGCAUAUCCUUCUCAAAUGGAGAAAGGGGACCUCUCUCCUAAGGAAGAAGGAAAGUUCUCUCCAACGAUAAGAAGAAAAUUUGUUGAUGAAGAAGAAGAAAUUGAAACUCCUCCAACAAUUAUUCAAAAGGUUGUGGCGGAGUUUAUUGGCACAUUCAUACUUCUCCUUAUAGGGUGUGGAUCAGGGUUCAUAGACCAGAAGUACAAUAUAACAAUUGUUGGUGUAGCCUUUGCUUGGGGAAUUGUUAUCAUGGCCAUGGUUUACACUUUAGGACAUAUAUCGGGGGCUCAUUUCAAUCCAGCAGUUACUAUUGCCUUUGCCAUCGUUGGUCGAUUUCCAUGGAAACAGGUUAUUUUCUAUGUGGUGGCUCAAGUUAUAGGUGCAAUCCUUGCAUGUUUGAUCCUUAGAGGGCUUUUCAAUGGAGAUCAAGCGAAAGUGAUGUUGACUCUUCCCGCAGCUAACACUAACGAUCUCACUGUCAUAGCUUGGGAGACCGUAGCCUCAUUCAUUCUCAUGUGGGUCAUUUGUGGUGCUGCCUCGGAUCAUAGAGCAAUCAAGGAGCUCUCAGGAGCGGCGGUUGGAGCAGCCAUCUUUCUUGACGUUCUUAUCGCGGGUAAAAUAACUGGUGCAUCGAUGAAUCCUGCGAGGAGCAUAGGACCAGCCGCUGCAACAAACAACUUCCACAAGAUAUGGAUCUAUUUAAUAGCCCCUUUUAUUGGUACUGUUGCUGCUGCUUCACUGUAUAAUCUCCUUCGCUUACCUAGUGAGCUUCGGAUGAGUACAAUGAAGAAUGUGACUAGCAAAACAAAGGCCAAUCUCAACCCUGCUUACGAUUCAGGUUAA